UACUGAUAAUAUCCUAUCCAUUCUUUUCGUCAUUUAGCUCUAGACCAACUCGCAGGCGACUAAAUCACCUCGGUUUAGUGUACAACGCGUUAUUUUGUAGUGUUUUUACCCAAAAAAAGUUUAAACGAAUUUAUCCAUUUCAUCGAAGUGAUUUGAAAUCGCCGAUUUGACCGGAAAAGGAAAAUUGUUUUAAUAAAUUCGCUUUCACUGAAUAUAAGAGGUUAAUAAUUUAUAAUAAAUCUAUUGUCUGCGAGAUAUGUUUCCAGUUUUUUAGCAGCGAUUUUAAGAGCUUCAAAAAGGAAUUCUACAGAACUCUUGGGAUCACCCCGCAUGGCAGUUCAUCAUCUUUACCCGCCUAGUAGCCAUCCGGCUGCGUCGUUAGCCCGCAUGAUAGACCAAACCGACACAAUCUCGCGCCUUGCUUCUUCGCGUAGGCAAUUUAGCAGAGAUCUGCAAGAAUGGCCGAGAAAAAAUUGGACACUAUUGCAUCCACUGCCCGUACCGCAGGCAGUGGAACAGACUCUUUACCAGUGAACGCGAGUGUUAGUGCCGCCGUUGAAUCAACGACCACGAGCCACAAUAACAACAAUCACAUCAAUCAUAUUAUUACAAACGGUUCCCCGUAUAAGCAACCCCUUAAGUUGCAGUUCACCAAUUUAUACCCGAAUGAUAAAGAAGUUGAUGCACUUCUUCCUUCAUCGUUAAAAGUAUCCACUGUGUCGCCCGAUGGAGAGAAAUCGUCUCUUCACGUUCAAUUUGAUCAUGUUGAUGAUGAGGAUGAGUCCAUAAAAGAGCAACCUAGUCCAUCGUCUAUUGAUAGUGAUAGUUCUUCGUCGAGUAGCUCUUCAAGUAGUGAAAAAUCAAUUGAAAUCUCCGAAGCACGUCCACCCGAUGGUGGGUGGGGUUGGGUAGUUGUAGCAGCGUCGUUCGUUGUUAAUUUAAUAGCUGAUGGGAUAACGUUUAGUUUUGGAGUUAUUUUCGUUGAAUUUCUCGAGUAUUUCGGUGAAAAUCGUGCAAAGACUUCAUGGAUAGGCAGUUUAUUUAUGGCUAUGCCUUUAUUGUCCGGCCCAAUAGCUUCAUUUCUAACAGAUCGAUACGGUUGUAGAGCUGUAACAAUGGCCGGCUCCGUUUUGGCAGCCGCAGGAUUCGUGAUUAGCUCAAUGUCGAAUAGCAUGGAAGUAUUGAUUAUUACUUUUGGUGUCUUCGCCGGAUUUGGGCUAAGUUUAUGUUAUGUGGCGUCCGUUGUAAUAGUAGCUUAUUAUUUCGAUAAGAAGAGAUCUUUCGCAACUGGUUUAUCGGUUUGCGGAAGUGGGAUUGGCACAUUUAUUUUUGCACCGUUAAUACAAUUACUUUUGGAUCAUUAUGGUUGGAGAGGUACCACAUUGAUUUUGGCCGGUUUAUUCUUAAAUUUAGCUGUUUGUGGCGCUUUGAUGCGGGAUCUUCCGUGGACUCCGAGCAGUUUAAAAUCGAAAGAACGAAAGAAAAAUAAAAUAUUAAAAAAGAAAAAGAGUCAAUCAUCAGCGGAUACUUUCUCUGUAAGCAAUAGCACGAACACCGCGAGUGUUUUACAACCCAUUUUAGAAGCGAAUGAAAAUCCUCAUCAUGAAGACGAAGACGAACUUCAUGGUCACGAUCGCUUAUCAAGCUCUUUAGUUAAUCUCCCAACGUAUGUUAAAAACGGGGAGAAAGUCCCUGUUGAAGUUUUAGAACUGCUAUCGAAAAACCCCAACGUUUACAACGUACUAAUGCAUAACUACCCUAAUUUAUUAACCCAAUCGAGAAGUUUCAGCGAUUCCGGUCGAUUAAACGAAGCUCACCUUCUCCAACAGAAACACUCUGUGCCUUCUCCUCUAUCUGUUAACCCACCACCGAUACAAAAUCAAUCGUCCGAUGCCGCCCUUUUAUGGUGGUUAAAACGUAGCGAUAUUUCACCUCCUCGAAUGAUUCACGCCAAAAAAACGGUCCAACCGGCUUAUUUAAAAGAUUUACGAGUACACCGACUCUCUUUAACCUAUCGCGGAGCCAUGUUGAACAUCAAUCGGUAUCGAUUAAGAGCUUCUUCUUGUCCGGAUAUUUACCGGAAUUCAAUGACCACCAUUGCGAAAGAAAAACACGACUUCUUCGGCGGCUUUCGGGAUUUAAAGAAGAUUUUAGUUGAUAUGUUUGACUUUUCACAUUUCGCCGAUCCAAAAUUUUUAAUAUUUGCCAUUUCGAAUUUUUUGUUAUACACUUGGUACGAUGUACCCUACGUGUAUCUAUCUGAUUACGCCAAUACCAUUGAGUUACCCAAAGAAGUCGGAUCGUUUUUGAUUAGUAAUAUAGGAAUUAUUAAUAUGAUUGGAGAGAUAAUGCUGGGUUGGGCUGGUGAUCGUCCGGAAUUUGACGCGGGGAUUAUUUAUGCUGUUUGUAUGGGAUUUUGUGGUGCGGCAACGGCGUUUAUACCGAUUUUAAGAUCGUACAGUGCACUUUUAGUAGCAACCGGAGCCUUUGGUCUGUUUAUCGCUGCCAAUUACUCUUUAACAUGUAUUAUCUUGGUCGAUUUGCUGUCCCUUGAUAAAUUUACGAAUGCCUAUGGGUUACUCUUGUUAGUACAAGGUAUCGCCAAUUUAAUUGGACCACCAAUAGCAGGUUGGAUUUUUGAUAUAACAGGAAAAUACGAUUUAUCUUUCUACCUAUCUGGGUUUUUCAUUGGCUUAUCUGGUCUCUUACUAUUUAUAUUACCAGCUACGAAAAGAUAUCGACGAUUUCAAACGUUACACAGGCAAGCUUCAGAAUGUACAAUGAACGGCGAAUUAGAUCCUAAAGAACCCAGAUUUUACAACAUCUUAACCUCCUGCAUCACAGGGCAGGUCAACGAGAAAAGAAAAAAGAAUAUAACCGAGGAACAGCAUGUCUAAUCAAUUUAUAAAUGUUUUCGAAUUAAAAAAAAAUAUUUAUUAAAACCAAUUUUAGCCCCUUGAUACAUUUUACUUUAAUAGUAACUAGAUUAGAAAUGCGGGGCAACUUUUCGUUUGAAAGUUUGAUGUUUGUAGAUUAAUUAAUUAAUCUUGUAAAAAAAAAAAUUAUAAUAAUAAUAAAGUCUUGAAGUACCUUCAUUAGUACUUCUAUUAGAGGAUUAGCGUCUCUCAGGAUUGAAACCUGAAAAGUAAAAUAAAAGUUGUAAUAAUUCUAAAUUUGCUGUUACAAAAAAUUAUAUUAAAAUAAAACGCUCCGGAGUGUUUUUUCACAGUUGAUAUUUAGUAAGCUCUCCUUUUUACGAUUGAUAAUUAAUCGUUUAGAUCUCAUUCAACGAGUUCAUGAACAAAGAUGAUUUGGAUCUAACAAAUUAAGCAGUAUUUUUAUUUUCAAAUUAGAAUUAAAUGAUUUUUUUUUGUUCAAGUAGAAAGGCUGUGUCAGUAUUUCAAUCCUAUUAAAAUGUAACAAAUUAAUCCACAUCCAAGUAUUUUUUUAGCCACAUCCUCUUUUUUUAAACAAUUAAUUUUUUUUAAUCCACAAAGCGUAUCUGUGAUUAUAGUUUUACAAUUACAAAAACAAUUCAUUUCAUUUUUAUUAGUCACAGGAAACGUUUUAUUUGAUAAUAUCCUCGUUUAUUAGAACAAUGUUAAAGAAUAAAAACUUGUUUAAAGGA
Messenger RNA from Onthophagus taurus, 3628 nucleotides. RefSeq names its product monocarboxylate transporter 12. Gene Ontology annotation, molecular function: monocarboxylic acid transmembrane transporter activity. The record is from RefSeq and is a predicted model, not a curated record. Gene Ontology annotation, biological process: transmembrane transport; monocarboxylic acid transport. Lineage: Eukaryota; Metazoa; Arthropoda; Insecta; Coleoptera; Scarabaeidae.